CAAGCGGACGUCCACCAGCAACCAGCGCGACACAAGUGCGCGCUACAGGCGAGAGAGGGAGAGCGAGGCACGGCACGGCACGGCACGGCACGGACGGCAGCAGCAGCAGCAGCAGCAGCGUUGGGUUACCGGGAGCGACGACGCGGCGUGCGUGUGUCUUGUCUUUUGUUAAAGGAGGGGGGGAGGAGGAAACCGGCGACUGGACUGGAUGGUGGAUUUGUUUAUCUUCUGGAUUUGGAUCAGGGGCUAGGAUAACUUCGCACGGGACAAAAACCCGCCUUCUUUUUCAUGUCAUCCACCGAUUUGUUUCGCCCGGCGUGUUGACGCCAGUGGUGGAGGAAGAAGAAGAAGAAGGGAAUCUUUCUUUUGCUGUUUUUUUCUUUCUUUCUGUAUUUAUUCUGACAGACAGGCGGCAUGCACACGCACACGCACGCGUUUCCAUCCGACAGCUGCGUUUUUUAAUGAACGCGUUUGAACGCGCAGCUUUUUGGAAAUAAUGCAGCAACGUGGGUCCGCCGUGAACGCAGACCAGGCGAAAGAUGCUCUGCCGCUGCACGCUUGAAGGGUUUUUUGCACCGUAGGGCAGUGUGUUAUUGACGAUUUAUUAUUAUUAUUAUUAUUAUUAUUAUUUUGCACGGCGUGGAAUAAUGCAUCGAAACACAACUUUGUUCACAGGCCUGACACACACCGAGGCGUUUGAUCACCUCCUCUAAGAAUAAAUUAAAAGGAAAAGUGCAUUUAUCUGCUCGCCUAUACGCGCCGUAGUAAUCCUCUUAUUCCUGAAUACAGCUACUGCUCCUGUGCCAUUUAUCUCCGUUUCCUUGUCUGCUCAUGUCAGUGAUUGCGUUAUUUGGAUAAAUCCCCCCACACCUCCCCAAAAAUCUCCCCGGGAGUCGCGUUGCCAGAUGAUUGGUAAAUUGUUGAUGUAGGCAGGCCUAACCUUCGCUUUAUGCAGAUCCAAUCGAUAGCCAGAUAAAGACGGGCUCCUGGCAGGCUGUUUGCGUCUCUCUGCAAGUGUCACGGGGGUGUGUUUUAAAUCCCGCGUAUCUGUUUUUUACAAAUGCUCCGACGCAUCAGAGGCGCGCACGGUAGAGGAGUGUGAGUGUCAUAACACUGUGUAGUCUCGUAAGGAAGCGUCUCCAGUCAAAAGUUUCAAUGGUUUUCCGAAAAUUGCCCGGUGUGUCGGCAUCGGGCAUGGGUCUGCGCUUGUCCCAGAAAUUCGUCUUUCUGCUCUUUCUCUCCGGUUUGGUAACACUGUGUUUUGGGGCCCUUUUCUUUUUGCCUGACUCUGUCCGACUAAAACGCAUGUUUCUGUCCAAGACAGAGAGCCAGCCGGUCACUGUUGGCUCCGGAUCCGGGUCCGAGAACGAUGCAAGGGAGCAUUUAAAAAGACCCAAGGAUCAGGAGCACCCUCGGGGUAUGACCUCAGCCAAAGGAGAGACCAGCAGCAGCACCAAGCUGAAAAGUCUGAGCCGCAAACCGUCCGUCUCUCAUGAGGCGACCGAGGAGCGGCUCGCCGGUGGGAAAGCGCAAGAGGAUUUGACUCUAACCAGAUCCAAAACGGAGUCCGCCUCGGAGAAGGCGACCGCUUCUGACCAUCAUGGUGCCAACUCGGAUACUUUCACUUACGCGAAGUUCAAGAGGUGUCUGCUCAAACCCCCGCUGGGGAGAGACAACGGGAAACCGAGCGACCCCAAGACCAACGAGCGCCGGGAGAAAGUCAAAGAGAUGAUGAAGUUUGCCUGGGACAACUACAAGCGCUACGCCUGGGGCAAAAACGAGCUGCGGCCUUUGACGAGAAACGGGCAUAUCGGAAACAUGUUUGGCGGCCUGAGAGGAGCCUCCAUCAUCGACUCACUGGACACGCUAUAUAUUAUGGGACUGAUGGACGAAUAUAAUGAUGCCAAGGAGUGGGUGCAGACCAGCUUGGACCUCAACUCGAACGGCGAGGCGUCACUCUUUGAGGUGAACAUCCGUUAUGUUGGCGGCUUGCUGUCGGCGUACUACCUGACAGGAGAGGAGGUCUUCAAGAAUAAAGUAAUGGAGCUGGGAGAGAAGCUGCUGCCCGCCUUCAACACGCCAACAGGAAUCCCCCGAGGAGUCAUCAACCUGGGGAGCAGUGGCACCAGUUGGAGCUGGGGCUGGGCCUCAGCCGGGAGCAGCAUCCUGGCUGAGUUCGGUACUCUUCACCUGGAAUUUGUCCAUUUGUCGGAGCUCUCAAGAAAUCCCAUCUACACGGAGAAGGUGAUGAACAUCAGAAAACUACUGAACAAGAUUGAAAAACCCCACGGCCUGUACCCUAACUUCCUCAGUCCAGUCAGCGGCAACUGGGUCCAACAUCAUGUUUCCAUCGGUGGCCUCGGGGAUAGUUUCUACGAGUAUCUGAUCAAAUCGUUUCUGAUGUCAGACAAGACAGACGACGACGCGAAGAAGAUGUACUACGGCGCGCUGGAGGCGAUUGAAGCUAACCUGGUACAGAAGUCACCUGGUGGUCUCACCUACAUGGCCGAGUGGAGGGGAGGGAUCCUGGAUCACAAGAUGGGUCACCUGGCCUGCUUCUCUGGGGGCAUGAUCGGCAUCGGGGCCGACGAUGGAGCGCCGGAGAAGAGGCAACACUACCUGGACCUGGCUGCCGAGAUCACACACACAUGCCACGAGAGCUACGCUCGCUCAGCCACCAAACUGGGACCUGAGGCGUUCAGAUUCGACGGCGGAGGUGAAGCCACAGCAACCAGGCUGAGCGACAGAUAUUACAUCCUGAGACCAGAAGUCAUCGAGAGCUACAUGUACAUGUGGAGACUGACCCACGACCCUAAAUACAGAGAGUGGGGUUGGGAGGCCGUUGAGGCCCUGGAGCAACACUGCAGAGUGGAGUCUGGCUUUUCUGGGAUCCGUGACGUUUACACCAUGACGGUCAGCCAUGAUAACAUGCAGCAGAGCUUCUUCCUCUCAGAGACACUCAAGUAUCUGUACCUGCUCUUCUCUGACGACGACCUUCUCCCACUGGAGGACUGGGUCUUCAAUACGGAAGCCCAUCCGCUGCCCGUCAUCCGCAAGAGCUGCCUGCAGGAGGAAGCAACACAGGAUAAGACAGUCUCCAAAUAAGACCUGGACAACCACCACAAAACAACUGAGACAGUUAAAAGACACCUUUUUUUGCACAGUUCAUGUGCAACACACACAGAGUCACACAAAUAUUGCAAACAACAAUUCAAUGCAGGUUCAGAGUCUUUUCAGGAGCGUGUCGGACUCUCAAUUCCUUUCCAGUAAAGGAUGUUGUCGUUUUACGCUGUGAUUGUAUAUCCUUUUGCCGGGCUAACUUCCUGCUGGCACUUCUAUUUUGUGGACAAUCAAGACAAACAUGACUUUCAUGAAAAGAGCACCUUUUUCUUUCCUUCUUUCCUCUGUGAGGAAACCAGUAUAACUUGCAGACCCAAAUGUAUGGGAGGAGGGUUGAACUAUGGGCCAUAUUGUUAGAAAGAGAGAGAAACGUAUAGAAAACCACUUGAGUUUUGCUCUUUUGAUUUUGUUGUUUUGUUAAUCUUAAGUGAUGAAUGAUUUCCUUCUAUCUCUCGUCAUUGCAUUUUCUUUUUCUUUUUUCCUUUCUUUGUGAGUACACUCUUUGACCAAAGGUUUCUUUGCAUUUCUAUUUUCCCUCUUUUCCAGUAAUGUGUUUUUGGUGAGACAGAAAGUUAAAUUUACUAUAAAGGACCGAAUUGUAAUGAAUAUUGAUUAAUGUACAGAAAAACAAUGAAAUGUGAUUCUCAAAUCCGCCUCCAAACUAAUGUUGAUGUCAUGUUUCUACGGAAACAAGCUUGAAUUAAUUUCUUUUUUCAAAGUUAGGAGGUGUCAGGAAAGUGGCAGUGUCUUACGCAUCCAGGGACCAUUUAUUAAAAGACUGAUGUUGGGUUGUGUUUCCACUGUAUGCUUGGGUUUCUUUUCUCAGUCCUCCCCCAGCCUUUCAAAUCAAAGUAACAAAUGGAGUACUGUCAGUUCUGUGGUUGUAAUACACGCAUAAAAAUGGAAAAAAAGAACGCAUUCGCUAGCCAGCUCCAAAUGGGUUUUCUUGUUUCUGUUGCCGUUAUUCCGCUUCACCCUGCCUUCACGUGUGAAUCCAUAAGGCUGCCGAUACCGAUGUUAAAGCCAGUAACCGAGAGCAGACUGCGGAGACGAGUUGUCAUUCUCAUCACUGUUCUUUUCAUCACUGCUGUCCUGCACAGUUGUGGAGUGAAUGUGCUGUACAUACAGAUGAAGUGAGUGACCCCUGUAUGAGCUUGUCUUGACUUUAUUUUGUGAUCUUUUCUUCUUCUUCUUUUUUCUUUCUUCUAAACUUCAGUGGUUAUUUUUUCUGGGUUCUCUUUUGAUUUGCUUCCCUCAGGUGUUUCAGUAAAAAAAAACUAAAAAAAAAACUAAAACGUUCUGAUUUUAAGUCUAGUUAUUGCUGAUAUUAAUUAUUGUUAUUACUUAUUCUUACUGUUUGAUUUAACUUUCAUUGUUGAAUAUUUUUAAAAUACUGAUAAAAAGACCUGUGCAACUUUGUACAUUUAAAACAA
Molecule: messenger RNA, 4553 nt
Organism: Larimichthys crocea (large yellow croaker)
Lineage: Eukaryota; Metazoa; Chordata; Actinopteri; Sciaenidae
Product: mannosyl-oligosaccharide 1,2-alpha-mannosidase IA
Exons: 12
Coding region: 1156-3105 (649 amino acids)
Biological process (GO): mannose trimming involved in glycoprotein ERAD pathway; carbohydrate metabolic process
Cellular component (GO): Golgi membrane; extracellular exosome; endoplasmic reticulum
Molecular function (GO): calcium ion binding; mannosyl-oligosaccharide 1,2-alpha-mannosidase activity
Source: RefSeq, a predicted model, not a curated record